AUAAAUGAAAAUAAAACCCCUCUGGCACAAUAAGCAAAUUCAAUAAACUCUCUCUUUCACGAAUCUGUAACUUAGUGAUGACAAAAAUCUUACAUUUAUUACAUACUAUCAUAUAACUCAGGAGAACGAACAAUCUAUAAUUCAACUCUUCACAACCCCAUUGACCAAAAUCAUCAAUCACACUUCAAAAGGACCCUUCUUGUUAGUUCAGUUUUUUAAAUUGAGUUAUUAUUAUUCUUCUUCUUCCACAUUGCGGAGUGAGGUUCUCUGAUUUCGAUUGAGAUCUGAGAAGGGUUAUGAUGUCAAGAAGAGAGAUUGGUGAAUUAGAGAAGUUUGUUUUGUAGUGUUUGAGGUUUGGUGAAUGGCAAGAGACCAGUUCGAUUUGUUCUCCAUGAAAAACUGGAGAUGCUCUUGGUCUCUUGCCGCAUCAAUCGCUUCGGUUGUGGCAAUGGUUUCUGUUGUUCAUCUGUUCUUGUUCCCUUUGACACCCUCUUUCGAUUAUUUCAAGCUAGCUUCAGAUUCAUGCGUCUCAAAUAAUGUAUCAUCAGCAGAUUUAGUUAGCAACCAUGGCUUGGAAGAACCUGCAAUUGAUUUGAAGUAUCGGUUUCCAGCUGACUUGCACAGUUCAGUAGCUUAUAAGGGUGCACUGUGGAAGGCUGAGAUUGGCCGGUGGCUUUCAGGUUGCGAUUCUAUUACAAAGGAUGUCAACAUUUCUGAGAUAAUAGGCGGCAAUGACUGCAAAAAUGACUGCAGUGGCCUGGGAGUUUGUAAUCGAGAGUUGGGACAAUGUAGAUGCUUUCAUGGUUAUGUUGGAGAUGGAUGCGUUGACAUACAAGAGUUAGAAUGCAACUUUCCAGGAUCACUACAUGAGCCAUUUGGACGAUGGGUUGUAUCAAUUUGCCCAGCCAACUGUGACAAAACAAGGGCAAUGUGCUUCUGUGGAGAAGGAACAAAAUAUCCAUAUCGACCACUGGCAGAGUCAUGUGGGUUUCAAUAUAAUCAGCCUUCUGAACCUGGUGGUCCCAAAAUAGUGAACUGGACAAAAGUUGAUCAAGAUGUGUUCACAACUAAUGGUAGUAUACCAGGUUGGUGUAAUGUAGACCCAGUUGAUGCAUAUGAAGGAAAGGUAAAAUUCAAAGAGGAAUGUCAUUGCCCAUAUGAUGGUUUUAUAGGUCGAUUUUGUGAAGUGCCUGUUCAAUCCAUUUGCAUUAAUCAGUGCAAUGGACAUGGCCAGUGUCGUGGUGGAUUUUGUCAGUGUGAUAAUGGUUGGUACGGAGCAGAUUGCAGCAUUCCGUCAGUGAUAUCUUCUAUAAGAGAGUGGCCUAGUUGGCUUCGUCCUGCUCGGGUUGAUGUUCCUGACAAUAUUCAUGUCAGUGAAAAAUUAAUCAAUCUUAAUGCUGUGGUGGCAAAGAAAAGGCCUCUUAUAUAUAUUUAUGAUUUACCCCCUGAGUUCAACAGUCUACUAUUGGAGGGACGCCAUUUUAAGCUAGAGUGUGUAAAUAGAAUUUAUGAUGGCAAUAAUGCAACAAUAUGGACAGAGCAGCUAUACGGUGCUCAGAUGGCAAUUUAUGAGAGUUUGUUAGCUAGUCCUCAUCGAACUCUAAAUGGUGAAGAAGCAGACUUUUUCUUUGUUCCUAUUCUUGAUUCAUGCAUCAUAACUCGUGGUGAUGAUGCUCCUCACUUGAGUUUGCAGGAGCAUAGUGGGUUGAGGAGCUCUCUCACUUUGGAAUAUUCUAAAAAAGCGUAUUAUCACAUUGUCGAGCAAUAUCCUUAUUGGAAUCAUUCAUCAGGAAGGGACCACAUCUGGUUUUUUUCAUGGGAUGAAGGUGCUUGUUAUGCGCCUAAGGAAAUAUGGAACAGCAUGAUGUUAGUGCACUGGGGAAACACAAAUACAAAACAUAACCAUUCAACCACAGCCUAUUGGGCUGAUAAUUGGGAUACAAUUUCGUCUGAUAGAAGAGGCAUUCAUCCGUGCUUUGACCCUGACAAAGAUCUCGUACUUCCUGCUUGGAAAGUUCCUGAUGCUAACAUGUUGACUAUGAAACUUUGGGCUCGGCCCCGUGAAAAGCGGAAGACACUGUUCUACUUUAAUGGGAAUUUGGGACCAGCUUACCCUCAUGGAAGACCGGAAUACUCGUAUAGUAUGGGUAUAAGACAAAAGUUAGGAGAAGAGUUUGGAUCAAGCCCCAACAAGGAUGGAAAACUAGGGAAACAACAUGCAGAAGAUGUCAUCGUGACCCCAGUACGUUCUGAUAACUAUCAUGCAGAUAUAGCAAACUCUGUUUUCUGUGGAGUGUUUCCUGGUGAUGGUUGGAGUGGACGCAUGGAAGACAGUGUUUUGCAAGGAUGCAUUCCUGUGGUCAUUCAGGAUGGAAUUUUCCUACCAUACGAAAAUGUACUCAACUAUGACAGCUUUGCUGUUCGAAUACCCGAAGAGGAAAUUCCCAACAUGAUAAAGAUUCUUCGGGGAUUCAAUGAUACAGAAAUCAAUUUGAAGCUAGCAAAUGUUCAGAAAAUCUGGCAAAGAUUCUUGUAUCGUAAUUCUAUUUUGCUUGAAGCUGAAAGGCAAAAAACAGCUUUUGGACAUGUUGAUGAUUGGGCAGUUGAAUUCUUAAGAUUGACAGAGGAUGAUGUCACCGCCACUUUAAUACAGGUUUUGCAUUACAAGUUACAUAAUGACCCUUGGAGGAAACUAGUUGGACACAACAAGAAGUUUGGAUUACCUAACCAAUGUGUGUUAAACACCAACUGAGGAGGAGUAAGGGAAUUAAUUGAAGGAGUCAAGGUUAAAUGUGUAAAAAAGGUGAAGAUCAAGUUCCUAAAAGAUGCUACCAUCUUCAGUUCAGCAAAUCAUUUAACCAGAGUGGACACAUGAAUUUUUGCCUUCUCACAUUAAAUGUGUGCAUGUAUAAGUGAAUUUUGAGUUACUCUUUUUAUAUGUGUUUGUCUCUCAAGCUGUUUCACCGUAGAAUUGUAAAAUAACAAGUGCGUGUGCUUGGUUAAAUGCACAUAAUUCAUUUAUUUAAUAUAUUUAAUUAA
Cicer arietinum (chickpea) is the source of this 3039-nucleotide messenger RNA. RefSeq lists its product as uncharacterized. NCBI's taxonomy places the organism in Eukaryota, Viridiplantae, Streptophyta, Magnoliopsida, Fabales, Fabaceae. The record is from RefSeq and is a predicted model, not a curated record. Gene Ontology annotation, molecular function: glycosyltransferase activity.